Molecule: messenger RNA, 2063 nt
Organism: Labrus mixtus (cuckoo wrasse)
Lineage: Eukaryota; Metazoa; Chordata; Actinopteri; Labriformes; Labridae
Gene: ufsp2
Product: ufm1-specific peptidase 2
Exons: 12
Coding region: 106-1527 (473 amino acids)
Source: RefSeq, a predicted model, not a curated record
AUAGAAUCCAGCCUUCAGAGACACGUUUCCUACAACAAAACAUGUCAGCUCCCGGCGCAUAGAGAAUAACCACAUCUCUGUGAUUUGACAUUACCGAACAAUAAGAUGGUUCUUUCUGACUCGCAGUCCUCGGACUCAGGGACCAUCCUGCGUGUUAAAGGACCGCUGGAGUUCAAAUGUCUACUGGAAACCACAGAUGCCUUGCAAAUGCACAAAGUCAUCUCGAGAACAUUUGAGACGCUUCACUCUCAGGUGAAAUCUGAAUCCUGUGUUCUGACCGUCUGUGACAGUCCGGUUUUUAUUUGGCCAAAUCGCAGUUUUCAUGCAACACCUCAAGAUAUAACUCCAGACACACCGUGUGAGGAUUUACAACAGUGGAUACAGACGGAUGAAUUCGAGAACACUGGCAGGAGAUCUGCAAAAAAGAGAAGCAAGAAGACUUCUACCGCGAGUGUUAUUAAUCUUCGCCUAAUGAUGGAAGUGACAACAAAAGGAAGCCAUCUUUCAGCUCCAGUCCUCUGCAGGACAGCCAAGAAAUCCCACUUCUUGUGUACAACUCUUCCCAUGGACUGUGUCGUCUGCGCCACCAGCAAAGACACCGCCAAAGAUGCCUUUGAGCGCCUGAUGGAGGCGUUGGGUCGUCAGCUGGGUGAGAUGGAGAGAGUGAUGCUGCAGCACGUGAAGGGUACGACUCUGCUGGUACCUGAGCCGCUGCACUUCCUGCUUCCAGAGCCAGAAGGACUGGUGACUGUUGUUUACCCAGCAGGAGUGGCUGACAGCCAGCUGGAAACAGAACGUAAGGAAUUGCAUCAACAGUUUGAGCUCCCAAAUGACUGGCCCUAUUUUAGAAGAGCCAAUGCCUACCACUUUCCCAAUGAGCCCUACAAAGAUGGCUACCUCAGGAACCCUCACCUGGCCCUCACUAAUCCCAGCCUGGACAAUGGAAAGGUGUACUUGGUCCAGGGCAUCUACAGUUAUCACCACUACAUGCAGGACCACAUGGAUGACAACGGCUGGGGCUGUGCUUAUCGCUCCCUGCAGACCAUCUGCUCCUGGUUUAAGCAGCAGGGCUACGCAGAGGGGCCUGUGCCCACUCACAGGGAGAUCCAACAGGCUUUGUUGGAUGCUGGAGACAAACAGGCGUCCUUUGUUGGAUCACGUCAGUGGAUCGGAUCCAUCGAGGUUCAGGUUGUUCUGAACCAGCUGCUUGGGGUCACUUCAAAGAUCAUGUUUGUGAGUCAAGGUUCUGAUUUGGGCUCUAAAGGAAGAGAACUGGCGAACCACUUCCUCACUGAAGGGACUCCCAUCAUGAUUGGAGGGGGAGUUUUAGCUCACACUAUUCUAGGUGUGGCAUGGAGUGAGACCACCGGGCAGAUCCGAUAUCUCAUCCUAGAUCCCCAUUACACCGGAGCAGAGGACUUACAGGUUAUCACAGAUAAGGGCUGGUGCGGGUGGAAAGGAGCAGAUUUCUGGGAUCAAACUGCAUAUUAUAAUCUGUGUCUGCCUCAGAGGCCAAAGGUCAUCUGAGCUCUUACAGAUGUCAUUUGGUAUUUAAGUGAAGAAUUGUGUGUACCAUUUGAACUCAGACAUUUCUAUGGCGAUACGUUCUUGUAAUUAAUUAUAAUUUUUUUGGUCAAGUCAAACAUUAUCUUCUAUAUUUACUCGGUGUGUCUUUGUUUUAGAAUGAAAAAAACAUAGAAACGAAUCACAACAUGAACUACAUUUUCUUCACUUCCAUUGUCUAAUUAAAAAAAAAAAGGUGAAAUUAGUAUACUACACAGACUUAUCUCAUUGCUAAGCUAAAGUAAUUGAGUAUGAAACAGUUUUAUUAUCAAAUAUUAGUUUUUCUUCCUACAAUCUCCUUGCUUAGUAAAGACUAAAUAAUGGCAAUAAACCUUGGCCCUGUCACAAAGAAACAAAAAUACAAAACAUUUCCACUGAUCAAUCAUUUUUUUGUGUACACCUGAAAGGAUUAUUGUUUAGUAAUCAUUUACAACCUUGAACUCUGAUGGAUGCUGAGAACUCUUUGUUUUUGACAUUGAAUAAAUAACAGUGAAAUUAUA